GGACCGUCUCACACUCAAGUGUGUGUGUGUGUGUUACUUUUGUCUGGACUGCGAAAUAUUUAGUUAACGGAAUUUGAAACACCGUUUUGAUACAAAUUUUGGCGCUGUAAAUAAUUUGUCUUCUGUGUUUUGUUAUCUGAAGAAUAUAUGGAGAUAAAGUCGAUGUGAUUUGAAGUGCUUGCUCGAUACAUCGCGCGGUGACUGUCAUCUACAGAAGUUUACGGCGAUCAGCGCGUGUUUUAAAAAGUGUCGAGUGAAAAUACAUGACGUCAGAGCGUUCAGGAAUACAAUUGCGCGUGAUAAUUAAACCUAUUCAAUUCGCUGGAUCCGGUGUUGAGUGCAUGAGGAUUUCUGAUGUGGUGCCCAGUGUACAUGGGUAUGAUUUGUCUGGAGUGUUUUAGCAGGAUGUAAGCAUGAUCUUUUAUCUAUUAGUCGCGAGGAACAGAUUUAUGAACGUUUUCAGCGUUUGAUUGAAGAACCAGUGAGCUUUAAUAGGGACAUCAUGAAACUCUUUUGGAUUGUUUUCUUCGUUUUUGACAUUAUUUUCAUAACAGACUGCGCUAGAGGUCCUCCACGUGUAGCCGAGAAGAUUGCCCACCGUCAGACCGUCAGAAUUGGACGCACCAUGAAACUUCAGUGUCCUGUGGAGGGCGAUCCGCCGCCCCUCAUCAUGUGGACCAAAGACGGACGAAACAUCCACAGUGGUUGGAUGCGCUUCAGGGUCCUUCAGCAAGCCCUGCGCAUCAAAGAGGUGGAGGCAGAGGAUGCUGGGACCUUCAUUUGUAAAGCCACCAAUGGCUUUGGCAGUGUCAACAUUAACUACACCCUCAUCGUCAUCGAUGACUCCAGUGCUGGGAGGGAAGGUGUCAAACCAGCUGGUGAAACAGAGUACUCCAGUGACCUGACAGGAAAACUGGUGCGUCCCCGCUUCACACAGCCGGCCAAAAUGAGAAAGCGCGUUAUUGCACGGCCGGUGGGUAGCUCAGUAAGGCUUAAGUGCACCGCAAGCGGCAACCCCAGACCUGACAUCAUCUGGCUGAAGGACAGCAGGCCUCUGACGCCCGAGGAGGUGGGCGAGGGCCGGAAGAAGAAAUGGACUCUCAGUCUGAAGAACCUUACGCCUGAACACAGUGGCAAAUACACGUGUCACGUGUCCAACCGUGCUGGGGAGAUCAACGCCACUUAUAAAGUGGAAGUCAUCCAGCGCACAAAUUCCAAGCCCAUCUUGACGGGCACUCAUCCAGUAAAUACUACAGUAGACUACGGUGGCACCACGUCUUUUCAAUGCAAGGUGCGCAGUGACGUCAAGCCAGUUAUCCAGUGGUUGAAGAGGGUCGAACCAGGCGGUGAGAGCAAGUACAACUCCACUAUUGAGGUCGGAGACCAUCGCUUCAUUGUGUUGCCCACAGGUGAAGUGUGGUCACGACCAGACGGCUCCUAUUUGAACAAGCUACUCAUCACUCGAGCCAAAGAGGAGGACGCUGGCAUGUACAUCUGCCUGGGGGCCAAUACCAUGGGCUACAGCUUCCGCAGUGCCUUCCUUACUGUGCUGCCUGACCCAAAGCCGCCAUUCUCUCCAAUCCCGUCUGUUUUGCCUCCCAGUCUUCCCUGGCCCGUCAUCAUCGGCAUCCCCGCAGGAGUGGUCUUUAUUCUGGGUACCGUCCUGCUCUGGUUCUGCCAGUCCAGAAAGCACUGUUCCUCAGGAGCCAUAAUCUCAGCCCAGACCUUACCCAAUGGCCACCGGCAGCCCCCCAGAGACAGGGCGCUCACAGCUGCCGAUAAAGACUGCAUCGGCUCCGUCACCUAUGAGGAGUAUUUGGCUCAGCAGCAGCAACAACAGCUUCUGCUGGCUCAAGCUGCUCCCAAAGUCUAUCCAAAGAUCUACUCAGACAUUCACACACAUACCCACUCGCACGUGGACGGCAAAAUUCACCAGCAUCAGCACAUCCACUACCAAUGUUAGCAUGUACCGAGGCCUUCAUGCUUUUACAGUCCGCUGUUUUUUUUCUUCACAUCUUCAGUCUUUGGACCCAACAUGGCAUUUUGCCGCCAAAAUACGGCAGUGUGUUAGCCACAGCCUCAAACAAACAUUUCUGCUCAAAUUCUACAGAAUGGAAAAACAAUUGAGCUAUGUUGUUGCAGUCUAACCAGUCCCUUUAUGAACAGUGGGGUGGGAAAGGGAAAGGGUAAGGCUAACGAAAAACAUUAUGAUAUUUGAAACACUGCUGACAGAGCAAACACUUUCGCAGAUUUGUAUGGGACAAAACACAACAAUGCAUUGUCUCUUCGAUACGUAUCUGCUUUCAAACUGUGAAAUGCAACAAUAUUUUAAUACGAUUUUUCAAUAAGUCCAUUGUGGACGGGGCCAAAACAAUUUUUUUGGAUUAGCACCAAAUCUCAGUGAAACAUUUGUUUGCAUGUCCAAAAAUAUUAUUUUUGCAGAUAUUGAGAGAUCCAUUUACAGAGUAUUUAGUUACAUCCGAUUGAAUGCAUGAGAGCGUAUGUUGAUGUCGUUUUUGCAGGUAUGGUCUACCUUGUUUCGACUUUAAGAAAUUGUGAAGGUUCAGUCAAUCUAGUCUAAUUGUAUCUUUAAUGGAAAAAGAGAAUAUUAAUGAACUUUGGUUAUAUUGUAACUAAAGAUACAAUGAGACUUUGGCAUUGCACGUUCUGGCAAGGGGUUCCUUGUGUUUUUCAUUAACUUGUACUUUUCUUUUCAGGGCCUGCUCUGAAUAACCUGAGGUACCGCAAUCCCAUACCGCAAUCCCAUAGUUGCUUUAUGGCAGGGGUGCCCAUCCCUGUUCCUGGAGAUCUACCUACCUGCAAAGUUUAGCUCCAACCUUGAUAAAACACGCCUGAAUCAGCUAAUUAAGAUCUCCAGGAGCACUUGAUAAUUACAGACAGGUGUGUUGAGCAGGACUGGAGCUGAAGUCUGCAGGAAGGUAGAUCUCCAGGAAAAGGGUUGGGCACCCCUGCUCUAUGGCCUUGUUUUUCAUGUGUGUGGGAGGGGAGUUGUAUUUUCAUAAGCUUGACCACUAUAAUGAAUACUGUGUAAAAUGCCUUUGACUGCUCAUGUAAUGGCUGCCCUUUUAAUAUUUACAGAAAUGAGUCAGAGUUUCAAAAACAAACAUUAGACUGAAACUCAGACGUAUUGUGCAUUGUCCGUGCAUGUGUUUACCGUGAUGAUCAUGGUAAUGGGUCAAUGCUGAAAGGACUGAGGGAAUACAGGAAUGCACUUAACCCAGACAUCUGACAACAACAACAAAACCUUUUGAAAUUCAUUGCCCCUGUUAUUUUAUCAAAGUCAGCCAAACGAGGGAAGUGAUUCUAAAAUAGUUAAUUUAUUUGUAAGCAAUGAUUUGAUGCUUUGAAUUGGGCAUAAUCUAGAUGUUUUAAACCAAAUAUGAGUAUACAUAGCAUUGUCUUCCCUUAGCUGCAGUGUAAGCUAUGUAGCAUAUAUCAAGUGUUAAAUAUUUAUAUGCGCUGUUGAAAAAAUAACACAACGGUCGUAAUUAGUUAUCUCUGUAUGGACAAUCUUGCACAGUCUGGCCUGUUUUUAUGUUUAAAAAAAUAUAUAUGUUUGUCACAUUGAAACAUUAAAAUCUUUUUAUCAUUAUCAUAAAAUGAUAAAGCUCUUGUUCAACAGGUACGAAAA
This is a messenger RNA of Ctenopharyngodon idella (grass carp), 3652 nucleotides long. RefSeq names its product fibroblast growth factor receptor like 1a (gene fgfrl1a). Gene Ontology annotation, cellular component: plasma membrane. The transcript has 7 exons. The record is from RefSeq and is a predicted model, not a curated record. The coding region runs from base 503 to 1963 and encodes 486 amino acids. Gene Ontology annotation, molecular function: fibroblast growth factor receptor activity; fibroblast growth factor binding. Lineage: Eukaryota; Metazoa; Chordata; Actinopteri; Cypriniformes; Xenocyprididae.